Molecule: messenger RNA, 1564 nt
Organism: Dipodomys ordii (Ord's kangaroo rat)
Lineage: Eukaryota; Metazoa; Chordata; Mammalia; Rodentia; Heteromyidae
Gene: Cfap157
Product: chromosome unknown open reading frame, human C9orf117
Exons: 10
Biological process (GO): sperm axoneme assembly
Cellular component (GO): cilium; ciliary basal body
Molecular function (GO): microtubule binding
Source: RefSeq, a predicted model, not a curated record
AUGGCUCCCAAAAAGCCAAGCAAGACAGGCAAGGAACUUGAGACCAAGAAGAAGAAAGGGAACAAGAAGGAUAUCGUCCCCGGCCUGAAGGCUGAGGAGACAUUGUCGAUAGAGGAGCUUCGAGAGUUCUACCAUGCCCAGAUUCAGGAUCUGGAGGAAAGGCUGGCCAAGUACCAGCGGAAGUGGGAUGAGCUGGCUGUGCAGGAGAAACUGUUCCGCCAGGAGUUUGAGCAACUGGCUAACAACAAGAAAGAGAUUGUGGCCUUCCUCAAGCGCACGCUCAACCAGAGGGUGGAUGAGAUCACCGACCUCAAUGAGCAGCUGCAGACCCUGCAGCUGGCCAAGGAGAUGGAGAAAGAUGCAUUUGAGGCCCAGCUAGCACAGGUGCGCCAUGAGUUCCAGGAGACCAAGGACCAACUCACCACGGAGAACAUCGUCCUAGUGGGGAAGCUGGCAGCCCUAGAGGAAUUCCGGCUGCAGAAAGAGGAGCUCAUGGUCAAGUUCGAGUCACUGGAGGACCAGCUACAAAAGCAGGAAGCAGAUUACAAGGACUACAUUUACAACCUGGAGAAGCAGUCAGUGCUGGACAAGGACAGGCUGAGGAAGGAGAUUAUUCAGCGCGUGAACCUGGUGGCUGCUGAUUUUCGGAAGAUGGCCACAAACCAGAUGUGGGAGACAACAAAGCGGGCCAUCCUGGAGAACAGCACUGUGACCAUGAAGCUGGCCAAGGUGUCCCAACAAGGUGUGCAGCUGCUGCACGAGAAUGAGCAGCUCCGGGACCACCAGGGCCAGCUGUGCCAAGAGGUGGGGGUGCUGGAGAGCACCCAGAAGGUCAUGGCCAGGAACAGCAAAAGCCAUCAGAAGAUCAUCCUCAUGCUAGCUGAGAAAUGCCGAGAACAGCAACAGGGCGUGAUGGAGGCCGAGCAGCUGCGCCUCAUGCUGGGCCACCUGGAGCAGAGCUUCCUGCAGCUGCAGAUAGACAACCAGGGGCUCAGGAACCAGAUAGAGGAGCUGACCCAGAAGGUGGAACAGCAGCAAGACGAGAUUGAGGAGCUAAAGCAGGAGUUGACUGAUGAGCAGAAGGUCCGAGCCAAUCUGGAGCUAGUCCUGUCCCAGGCAACCUCCUUCUUACAGGACAUUAUGCAGAUGAAAGCAGAAGAACAGGACAGUGACUUCAGCGUGAUCCUCCAGAUGCAGCGCAGAGAACUGCUACAGCAACUAUUAGCCCAGCUCAGCUGUGUGGUGCUCCAGAGACCCCACCUGUCUGUUUUUUCCCACAAGAAGAGGUGAGCAGGUGGUCCUGUGUGGCCUCAGGAAAGCUGUCCCAGCAACCAGCCGCCCAAGAUGACGUCUCUGAUGCAGCACCUGUCUGGCAUUACCUCCUACCAGCCAGGAGACCUAGGCCUGGUGCCUCGCCGCUCCCACAUUCCACCCAACCCCCAGGACCUCAGGCAGCUCUCCUAUGUCACCCGCAUGGGGACCUUCAAGACAAGCAGAUCUACUGAGGUUUACAUGCCUGCCUCUCUAAAAAGGUUCAAAAAGCUUAGUUUUCCUUAAAUGUUUC